Closterium sp. Naga37s-1 is the source of this 387-nucleotide messenger RNA. Lineage: Eukaryota; Viridiplantae; Streptophyta; Zygnematophyceae; Desmidiales; Closteriaceae. The record is from the annotation of a GenBank genome assembly.
AUGCUCCACCACACCGUUAUUUACGCAAACACUGCUGCGGCGCCUACAGCCAGAGCAACCACUGACAUCAGCGAAGCGGGGGAACCAGCCCCAGUCUUGGGCGGAGGGGGAGGGGACGAGAGAGUUGCAGGCGUUGGGCUAGGGGAAGCCAGGGGAGUUCCCGCAGUGGGAGCAGGCGCAGGGGAAGCAGGCGCGGGGGAAGCAGGCGCAGGGGAAGCAGGCGCGGGGGGAGCAGGCACAGGAGCAGCAGGCGCGGGAGCAGUGGCGGUAGUAGGCAGGGGAGUCGACUGGGGCGCAGCGGCCUUACAGGCGGUGGAGUUGAUGGUUGGCGCGGCCGCGGCUCCCGAGAAGCAUGCACCCUGUGGCAAGGAGAAGGGAGUGCAGUGA